GCUACUCAAAAUAAAAAGUGUUCUAGAAGAAGUAUUGCGAGGAUACAAGCUGAAUGAAUCACAUAUGUAUAUACCAUAAGUCAAUUCAGAUUGUGGUCUUCGAUAUAUACAUAUGUACUUUUCAACCGCGCGUGUGCUUGACCAAUGAGAGCCCACCGAAGCCGCUGACACCCGUCAUCUAAAAUCGCGACUCAACCCCCGUCAAAAUCGAUUGCUUGGGCGGAGUUUAGCGGGGAUGUCAUCUUUAGCUGGGCAAGAGGACACCAUGUUCACAACAGUCGAUUCGUGAACGAUCUCCAUCCAAGAAAGAGAUCUCUUUCCACCUCGAUCGUACAUUGUCCAUAUUCCAGAAUGGCAUCGACUUCAGAGGCACGGCAACGGCGUCCUGUCGCGGACCCUGGGACCCCCGACCCAGCAGCUCCCAUCAAACAAGUCGCAGCUUCGGAUGCAAAGGCGGCGUCGAAAUCGGGAUUCUCGGUCCUCGAUGUGCUGAGGGUCCUCGGAGGCGUGCUGCUCAUGAGCACCGCCGUGAGCUACCUGACCACCAGCGGCGAAAGCUUAACAUGGGGAUAUAACCCCUGGUGGACACGAGCGCGCGAGUGGAAAUCAAUGUUUGCCGGCCCCGUCUCCCUCACCGACGAACAGCUCCGCGCCUACGACGGCUCCGACCCCACCAAGCCAAUCUACCUCGCUCUCAACGGCACAAUCUACGACGUGUCCUCGAACCGCCCAACCUACGGCCCAGGCGGCUCGUACGCCUUCUUCGCGGGCCGCGACGCCGCGCGCGCGUUCCUAACGGGCUGUUUCCGCACCGACACGACGCCGGACCUGCGCGGCGUCACGCGCAUGUACAUGCCCAUCGAGCCGUGGGAGCGCGAGAUUCCCGACGACGUCUCGGCCGAGGAGCGCGCCAAGAUGAAGCGCGAAGCGGACGUUGCGUUGGAGAAGUUCAAGAAGAUGAGUAAGGCGGAUAUCAAGAUCCGGAAUGAGCGCGAGUUGAGGCAGGCUAAGAAGAGUAUGAGGGAGGGGUUGGAGCAUUGGCAUGUGCUUUUUAGAGGGGAUAAGGGGAAGAAGUAUAAACAGGUUGGACAGGUUAAGAGGCCCAAGGAUUGGUUGAAGGGCGUGGAGAAGACGGAGCUUUGCGAACAGGCCGAGAAACAGAGGCCUGUUAGGAAGUAUGAUUGAACAGUGUUUUUUUGAUCUGUGGGUGGGAUAUGGAGGUGUGUGUUGAUAUCAAGAGGGGGACAUUAACAUAUCAAUAGGAAGAACAAUUCUUCGUGUAAAAACUUGCACCAUUUGAAAUAAUGCACUUUUUCUCGUUUUGCUACAAACGUGUCUUUUGCGAGCGAUGGAGCCUGUUCAUUUUCAAUACCCUUGACAACUCAUACAUGUCCUCAAUGCCUAUGUAAACACUUUAACCCCCGAACUUCCCACAAAGAUUCCGAGAUGUACGAUGUGUAACUUCACUGCGCAACGCAACAUGGCCUCUGCCCUCCCCCAACGGCGUCUUCGGGCACGAGUACAUUACUUUUUUUCAAUCGUAGAAACAGUCAUGAAUUCCAUGUCGUUGCAUUGCUAGCCUUAUGCAAUAUAAUGUUUCCCAACUUCGAUCCCACAAAGACCCAUACAUAUGACCAUUUGUACUGGAUCCUGUACUCUCAAGAAGACGGUCAAGUAGGCGAUGGCACAAUCUUUGUCUUUCUUCUUAGUCAGGAUUCAAGUGAGCGCCGUACUCAACAAUCCAGACUACGGUAUGAUAUGUCUUGUUAUGACUGGGCCAAUACCGAUGUGUUUGUCACCUAUGCGUUCUUUGUUGAUGCUGCAGUUAACUUUGGCUCAAAGAGUGGGAUGUAUGACUUGGAGGAAAGAGAUGGAACAUUCAAAGUGCUGGUGGUAGGUUACGCUUUCAUUCCAUCUGUCAUUCUA
Messenger RNA from Periconia digitata, 1926 nucleotides. Lineage: Eukaryota; Fungi; Ascomycota; Dothideomycetes; Pleosporales; Periconiaceae. The record is from the annotation of a GenBank genome assembly.